CGUCCUCGGCCUCUACGCGGCGUUCAGCGAGCAGCCGCCGCUCUCCGUCGCGGGCCUCGAGUUCGCGGGCACCGUCGAGGAGGCCGGCGCCGCUUGCGGCUACGCCGUCGGCGACCGCGUCUUCGGCUUCACGCGCUUCGGCGCCUUCGCCGACUCCGUCACGCAGCGCGGAAAACUGCUGCGGCCGACGCCCGCGGGCUGGACGGACGCGGAGGCCGCCGCGCUGCUCGUCCAGGGCCUCACGGCCUACUACGGCCUCGCGAAGCUCGGCGCCGCGACGGCGGGCUCGCGCGUCCUCGUGCACAGCGCGGCGGGCGGCGUGGGCAUGCUCUCGCUCGAGAUCUGCGCCGCGCUCGGCUGCGACGCCGUCGGCGUCGUCUCGAGCGACGCGAAGAAGGACGCGAUCCACGCGCGGUUCCCGGCGGAGGUCGCCGACGGCCGCUUCAAGGUCCUCGUGCGGCCGGCGCGGCCGGACCGCGCGUACCGGGACCACCUGCGCCACGUGCCCCGCUUCGACGUCGUGUUGGAAUCGCUCGGCGGGCCCUGGUUCUCCGAGGCGCUCGACCGCCUCGCGCCCAUGGGCCGCCUCGUCCACUUCGGGGCGACGCACAGCUACGGCGCCGCGGCCGGCGGCCCGCUCAAGUGGCUCUCGCUCGUGCCGAGCUACCUCCGGCGGCCCAUGGUCGACCCGGGCGAGCUCACGAGCACGAACCGCGCGGUCUUCGGCUUCAACCUGAUCUGGCUCACGGAGCGCGAGGACGUGCUCGAGGCGGCCCUCGCGGAGCUCCUCGACUGCGCCGGCGGCCGGCCGCCGUGCCUCGACGGCGCCGCCUUCCACUUCGACGACCUUCCCGGGGCGCUGAAGCACCUCCAGUCGGGCAAGACGACGGGCAAGGUCGUCGUCCGCGUGCCGUAACCGCUUACGUCUCGU
This is a messenger RNA of Aureococcus anophagefferens, 931 nucleotides long. RefSeq lists its product as hypothetical. Gene Ontology annotation, molecular function: oxidoreductase activity. The transcript has a single exon. Lineage: Eukaryota; Pelagophyceae; Pelagomonadales; Pelagomonadaceae. The annotation marks the transcript as partial. The record is from RefSeq and is a predicted model, not a curated record.